AUGCCUGAGAAGCGACCGGCCUCUCAAGACGACCCAUUUGCCGACGUGGAUUCCGAGACAGAGACCGCAGGUCCAAGCACCCAAGCAUUGCCAUCCACACCCAGACGUCGCGGACAAUCCGCUCCCGCAGCAUCAUCACCAAUCAGUGUGAUGAAUCCCACACCUGUCAGACGAGGCCGUCCAAUGAAGAAGGCACGCAAGUCUGGCCCAGCAACCGAGCCAAGACUGAGUGCUGCCGAUCUGGAACAGCAGCAACGACUACGCCAGGAACAGCAGGAGCAACGGCAGCGCGAGAUGGAGGCAGAGAAACAGCAAUUGCGUGAGCAGGCCCGUCAACUUCGAGAGGAGACAAAAGAGCAGGAGAAGACGCGAAACGCGAAGGCGCUCCUUGACGUCAUGAAGAAGGACACCGCAGACGGAGGCUACGGAUUCAAGACGUUCAAUGAGUUUAUGACCGCUCUUAUGGAUUCCAAGGACCAGCAACUCUCUGCCUCAAUGUCCCGCUUCUCAAACAAGCACGGCGGUGCUCUCAUAGAGGCUCUGGCUCGACGUGCCCCAGAUAUAGCAGUGGAUGCUGCAGUUGACACCUUGGCUGAGACGUUACAGAAGGAAGGUAAAGCGGUGAAGGAGAUCUUUUCUCGGGGGUUCUACACAUCAGUGUCAGAGCUUUUGAAAACGUUUUCGAUGGAAACGCUCUCGCAAAAGUUGCAGGAGGCUGCACCAACAAUCUGGAAGCUUCUAAUGGAGAUGUCUCUACCUCUCUACAAGCGGCAAGUAGUAGAAAAGCGCGUAGAAAAACGCAAGCGUCUUGCCGGACCCGGUUGGUACGUCAAGGAUUGUGCUGCGUUUUUGUAA
Messenger RNA from Laccaria bicolor S238N-H82, 855 nucleotides. RefSeq lists its product as uncharacterized. The coding region runs from base 1 to 855 and encodes 284 amino acids. The record is from RefSeq and is a predicted model, not a curated record. The transcript has a single exon. NCBI's taxonomy places the organism in Eukaryota, Fungi, Basidiomycota, Agaricomycetes, Agaricales, Hydnangiaceae.